Molecule: messenger RNA, 3915 nt
Organism: Naegleria lovaniensis
Lineage: Eukaryota; Heterolobosea; Eutetramitea; Acrasida; Naegleriidae
Exons: 1
Coding region: 1-3915 (1304 amino acids)
Biological process (GO): endoplasmic reticulum organization; COPII-coated vesicle cargo loading; intracellular protein transport
Cellular component (GO): endoplasmic reticulum exit site; COPII vesicle coat
Molecular function (GO): protein binding; structural molecule activity
Source: RefSeq, a predicted model, not a curated record
AUGAGACUCACAUCAAUCAACAAAGCAGGUGUUCUUGCUUGGUGUCCAAUAAGCUCGCAUACUGACUUAUUGGCUGUGGGUUCUGUUGCUGGAUCACUUGAUUGGAGGAAUGAUACAACAACUGGUGGUUCCAGUAAUGCUUCGGGAAGUGGGCCUGUAUUGGAAAUUUACAGCAUGUUACCCAGCAUCACUGAGAAACAAAUCAGUAGCUUAUCUUCGGGAGAGGAACAAGAUCAAGAAGAAAACACGGCUGUACAAGAACAGACACAAGAGGAAGUAAAAACAACAACAACACACGAUGAUGAUAUUUUCCAAAGUCAACAUAAUGACGACUUUUUCUCCAACAGCUCUACUUCAGACGAUUUCUUCAACACCCUCGCAUCAACUCAUCAUCAAAACGUUUUGGCAUCAACCGAAGAGGAAGAAAAGAGAAGAUUGGAUGCUGCCCGAAAGCAACCCAAGCUGUUGGCUCAAAUUGAAGCACCAGAUCGUUUUCAUCGUUUAACCUGGGGAAUACCUGGAUCAACUGGUGAUUCUCUUGGUAUUGUUGCUGGUGCUCAGGUCGAUGGAGUAAUUAGCCUUUUUGAUGCUAACAAGAUGGUUGAAUCAUUCUCAAAGAAGAAGAAAAUUUUGCCAUCAGAUGAAGCACUGAUUGCAAGCAUGGACAAGCACCAAAGUAGUGUCCGAGGCUUAGAAUUCAAUCCAAAGCAAGUGAAUCUGUUGGCCAGUGCUGGUGAUGAUGGCCAACUUUAUAUUUGGAAUUUGAAACAACCAAAUCAACCACAAGCGGUUGUAUUAGGAUGUAAAAAUCCACAUCAAAACCAAACCAUUUCUCACUUGCAAUGGAAUCGCAAGUUUGAAUAUAUUUUGGCAACAACCUCGCACCAAGGAACAUCGGUAGUGUGGGAUUUGAAACAAAAACGAGUGUUGGUUCCUUUCAGUAACACAGCUCAUCCAAAGUCUCGAUACAGUUCCUUGGCUUGGAAUCCCGAUGUUCAUACUCAAUUAUUAGUUGCAUGUGAAGAUGAUGACAGACCAGUCAUUGAAGUUUGGGAUUUGAGAAAGGCUUAUGCUCCAAUCAGAGAGCUCGGGGCUGGCCAACAAGGCCACCAAAGAGGUGUUCUCAGCGUUAGUUGGUGUCCUGAUGACAGCAAUCUAUUGGUCAGUACAGGAAAAGAUAACAGAACUCUCAUUUGGAAUCCAAACACAGGAGAUUUGCUGGGUGAAUUAUCUUCUGGCUUUUCUCAAGUGUCAGCAAGUAAUACAAGAGGAGGACGAACCACAAAUACAUUCCCUCAAGAUGAAUACCAAAAUUGGAUUUUUGACGCUCAAUGGUCCUAUAGAUCAUCACUUGUUUCAACAUGCUCAUUCGACAAGAAGAUUCAAGUUUACGCUGUUCAAGACGCUAGCAGUGUUGCAACAGGUGAGUCUGAUGAGUUGACUGAAACAGUCAAAAAGUCAAACCAAAAUAUUACUCAGCCUGCUCCUGCUGUUUUGAAAACAGCACCAAAAUGGCUUAAACGUCCAGCUGGUGUAUCUUGGUGUUUUGGAAAUAGACUAAUCACAUUCAGCAAUACUUUGAAACAAGAAAGUGAGGAAAAGAGCUUGGAAAAGAACCAAAGCGUUCAGCAAUACAUGAGUCCAAAUCCAAUAUCGAUUUACAGUGGAGCAUCUGCUGUUGCUUCUGCCACUUUUGAUGAGUCUGAGACUGAAAAACUUGUAAAUUUCAACAAGCAAGUUAUCGAGUUGGAGAAAGUAUCUCUAUCGCAAACAUCUCCACAAGAAAAGAGAGAAAUUUCUGUACAAUUCUGUAAGGAAAAACAACAAAUGGCAUCAAAAAAACAAUUGAUUGAAUGGAAGUUGUUAGAAAUUUUGUUCAGCUCAGAGGAAGAGAAGGGAAGCAAGAUUCAAGCAUUGCUAGGAUUUAACCGUGAGGAGCUUAACCAAAAAUCUCAGAGUAUUGAGACACAUCCAGUGGAGACCAAUAGAAAUGAUAGUGAAGAGCUUUCGUCUCUCAUUAAGGAUAACAUCAUUGUUGGAAAUAUUCAAGGAGCAAUCCAAUGCUGUUUAGACGGAAACAGAUUUGCAGACGCUCUCUUAUUGUCGAAAGUUAGCGGCAACAGCGAUAUGUGGAGUUUAGCUCUUGAUCAAUACUUAAACAGCAAAGAGGGCUCUUCUAUCGCAAAAAUUAAGAACCUGAUCUUCAAAAAUUACGAUGCAGUUAUUGGAGAUGACUCUCUAGAAAAUUGGAAAGAAAAGCUUGCAAUUCUUUGCUCUGAUAUGCCAAAGAACAAGUCUUUGAUUGAUGGAAUUUUGAAGUCCUUAAUUGAGAAGGAAGAGCAACGUCUUAUCCAUCAAAACGAGCAAUCUGAAGAAGACACGUUUGGUGCUCUCGUUAGUUCCUUCUUGUCUGGUCAAAUUGAGCAAAUCUUUACAAGAUGGAUUUCUGAAUUUGAAAAGAAUGUUGAGAAUAUUCCUACAUCUAGCCCAUCCUUUGCUCUUGAACUUAUUGAUCUAAUCUCCAAGAUUGAGCUUUUGCAUUUACAUCACGUCACUAGUGCAGCCAUUUCCAAAAAGACGACAACCAUCACUUAUAUAGAGUCAAUUUUGAACCAAUUGUUGCAAAAUGGCCAUGUUUUGAAUCAGCUCUAUAUUACCUUCGCCAUGAAAUGUGUAGAAUUAGGUAGUCUUGUGGAUAUUCAAAAAACACUUCCACUUGCUCUACGAUAUUUGAAUAUUGCACUGGACCAAGUUUCAACACAAAAUUCAGAAUUGGUAAUUCCAAAAGAGUACAGCAAUGUUGAUAUUCAGGAAUUGAGAUAUCGUCUCUAUCAUUCCAUUGCCAGAGUGCCACCAAAUAUAAGAGCUCCAUCCCUACCUGCUUCUUGGGCUCCAAAGAAAUUGCAGCCUUUGUCAAAACCUGCAAAAUCAACCACAACCAGUGUAGCCUCUCCUGUUUCCACCAGUCAACCUACAGCUUCAACAACUACAUCUACAACGACUCACACAAGCCCUUCAACACAUUCUACCCGUCCUGAGUCUCCUUCAAACAGAGGUUACAAAAGAUCGGAGGUUAAAUUACUUCCUCAACCAAUGCUUGGAAAGAAUGCAACUAGUGUUUUGCCUCCAUCCAUGAACCCACAACCUGUAGUUUCUCAUACCACCACAACCACCGCAAACACUUUCAAUCCAUCCAUUGGUGGAAGUAGCAAUUUAGGUGGUGUUGCCACUUUUACUCCUCAACCUUUUAGUGGUACAACUACCACUCAUAUGGUACCUUCCUCAACAACAGCAGGUUUUAACGCUCCACACAUGAUGUCCAGUAAUUUGGGAGGUGUAGCUACAUUCUCACCACAGCCUAUGGUGAGUGGGGGCGGCAAUACAACUUUAGGAUCAUCUACCUCCUUUAAUCCUUCUCUUCCAUCGAGUGGAUCCUCAUGGCAACCUGUUACCAAUAUGCCACCAAUGCAAGAAACGAGCUUACAUCAUCAUCAGCCAAUGCCUGUUCCAACAGCACAACCUGUGGUUGACCAACAAGCAAUUUUGAAAGAAAACUUGGAGAAAUACGCUGGAAUUGACAUUGAACGAAACGUCACUGGUAAAAAUCAAGCCCUCAUUGAUGCCUUAACUCAAUGCUUUGACAAGUUAUAUGGAGGAGAAGAUAAGGGAGCAGCACAUUUAGAUAAGAAGAGAAUGAUUGCUCAAAGCGUUAAUGCACUUUUUACUCUUGCACAAGAGACAACUGAUGAGCAGCUGGUAAAUAAUCUCUUGUUGUGGACAGAACAAAUGUUGAAAUCAGAGUACACCAAUGCUGAUCAUACCUUCAAACACUUGCAAAAGGAUUAUUUCAACCAACUAAAGAAUGCCAAGAAUAUGAGAUUUUUGAUGACUUGCUUGAAGACGGCCAAACAAUAA